AUGGAUCGGCGCUCGCGGGCCCAGCAGUGGCGCCGGGUCCGAGCCGGCUACAACGACCUGUGCCCGCCCAUCGGCCGGCGGGCCGCCACGGCGCUGCUCUGGCUGUCCUGCUUCAUCGCGCUGCUGCGCGCCCUCGCCACGUCCAGCGCCCGGGCGCAGCAGCGCGCGCAGCAGCGCCGCAGCCUCCUCCAGCAGCAGCAGCAGCCCGGGCCCGAGCCCGACGCGGGGCCCGAGCCCGAGCCCGAGGGCGCCGAGGGCGGCGAGGGCGCCGCGGCCGGCCCGUCCGCGCCGCCCGCGCCCGACUGCUUCGACUACGACGACUUCGAGUUCGACGACUACGCGUCCGACAGCGACCCCGACUCCGACUCCGACUCCGAGCUCGACCUGGACAGCGACAGCGACCCCGGCGGCCGCGGCACCGAGACCGAGACGGCGCCCACCACCGAGCCCGAGACGGAGCCCGAGGACGAGCUGCGCGCCCCGCCGGUGCCCCCGCGCGCGCCCUUCCUCGGCCCCACGCUCGCCGAGCGCCUGCAGUCGCUGCGCCUGGACGGCGGCGGCCCCGACACCGACACCGACCUCGACCUCGACCUCGACGACACCCCGCCCCGGCCCCCGCCCCGGCCCCCGCGCCGCCCGCCCCUGCCCCCGCGCCCCUCCGAGGGGGCGGAGCCCCGGCCCGCGCGGCGGCGCGACCCGUGGGACCCCGAGGAGGAGGACGACGAGGAGGAGGAGGAGCGCGAGCAGCAGAGGCAGAGGCAGCAGAGGCAGGAGCCGCCGCCCCAGCCCCGCCGCUGCCGCCCGGCCGCCAAGUUCGGCCGCCGCCGCCGGGACCCGUCCCCCGACUCGCCCACCGGCAAGGGGCCCAUCCCCAUCCGCCGCCACUGAUGGACGGCGACGGCUUCCAGGUGCUCCUGGUCUUCUUCGGGCCAGAGAGAAAACCCCCAAACCCAUCCCUGGCUGGCUCGGGCGGGCCGGGCGCACGCACGGCCACGGCCACAGCCGCGGGCGCGCCAACUUUCCCAGGCGAUGGGCCGCCGCCGCGCCGUAGCGACAACUGUUGCCACCUGCGAGAUGUCGCCAGCGCCCCGGGAUCGGGCGCCAAGUCCAGAGCCCGCCGGCCGCACUGAGCCAGGCGCGCCCCGUUGCGCCGUGCGCCCCGUUGCGCCCCGUCCCGUCCAGUCCCAGCUCUGCCCCGUCCUGUCUCGUCUCGUCUCGUCUCGUGCUGUCCCCGCACUUCCCCGCACCGCACCGUCCGGCCCGUCCACCCACCCACCCCACCGCCAAACUGAAGCCGCGGGGAGGAGGAGGUGCCUCGCUCGCUCCCGCUCGGGUCCAGGGUGUGCGCACCUGCCCGGCCCGUGCGCACCGCGUUGCGCACCGCAGCCGCCGGAGUCCGCGUCGGGGAAGGAGGUACCGGGAGCUUGGUGGGUCUCACGCACUCACUCACUCAUUCACGUCGGGCCAAGUUUGGGGGCGCAGAGAGCCCUUUGGGCUGCGCUUGGGUGGAACUUUGCGCUGGAAGCGAGCCUGGAGGGCAAGAGAGGGCACUUGGGUGAGAGAAAGAAAGAGAGAGAGAGAGGCCCGGAGCUGGAGCGAGCCGGAGCCCGAACAGGACUAAGACGGAUGGAUGGAUGGAUAGAAGGCUUGGGAAGGGGAGAGGCGCGUUUCUCGCCCGGACACCCCGCAAGCAAUGUGUGUCCCCCACCGCAACCCAAGAGCGUGACACCCGUGGGGGCCGAGGAAGGGCCAGGGGAUGAUGGAUUCGAUGCGAGGCCCCCGGGGUCGAGGGGCAGGGGCCCGUGUGGCCUGCGCGCGACCGGGAGGAGCUAAGUGUGGAAGUCAGAUCUGUCGUCUGGAGGCGGAAUCGCCCGCGUCCCCGCACGUCCCCCACGUCCCCGCACGAACACAACCCGCACAAGGGCCGGGCCAAGUGCAAAACGCUGCGCUCUCGUCGCUGCCGACCCCAACUCUAACCCCAGCCCCCGGGCAAAUGCCCACCUGUAACAAUCGCGCUUAUUAAACCUCACCCUAUUAACCUUC
Molecule: messenger RNA, 2043 nt
Organism: Suncus etruscus (white-toothed pygmy shrew)
Lineage: Eukaryota; Metazoa; Chordata; Mammalia; Eulipotyphla; Soricidae
Product: neuroendocrine secretory protein 55-like
Exons: 3
Coding region: 1-888 (295 amino acids)
Biological process (GO): response to parathyroid hormone
Source: RefSeq, a predicted model, not a curated record